GUCUGUCUGUCUUUAUCUAUCUAUCUGUCUAUCUGUAUCUAUCUAUCUAGCUGUCUGUCUAUCUCUGUAUCUAUCUAUCUAUCUGUCUGUCUGUCUCUAUCUAUCUAUCUGUCUAUCCAUCUGUCUGUCUAUCUGUAUAUUUGUCUGUCUGUCUUUAUCUAUCUAUCUAGCUGUCUGUCUAUCUCUGUAUCUAUCUAUCUAUCUAUCUGUCUGUCUCUAUCUAUCUAUCUGUCUAUCCAUCUGUCUGUCUAUCUGUAUAUUUGUCUGUCUGUCUUUAUCUAUCUAUCUAUCUAUCUGUCUGUCUAUCGAUCUGUCUGUCUGUCUUUAUCUAUCUAUCUAUCUGUAUCUACCUAUCUGUCUAUAUAUCUGUCUAUCUAACUCUCUAUCUAUCUAUCUGUCUGUCUGUCUGUCUGUCUGUCUGUCCGGCUGUUCUUUGCUGUCUAACAGUGCAGUCCCACGUGGUUCUCCAUCACUGCACAUCAGAGUGGUUGCAAAUCUUGUAUUACCUCAUCUUUAUGCAGCCGCUGUACUUGACUCGAUUUGUAUUCAGUUCAUUUCGCACUCCUCUAACCUAAAUCAUCAUUACAGCCAUUAUAGUCUCCCUUAUCUCCUUUUCCCUUCGGCUCAUUUGUUCUUUUCGGUUUUAAGGCUAAAGGAAAAGGAGCCUGUACAGAAUGUUAAUCAAAGCUGUGACCGGAAUGGAGUGGUCACGUGACCGCGGCCGCGCGUCACAGCGUGUCAAACCUGUCUGCUGAGGCUUAGUGUUAGUGUUAGUGUUAGAGAGGGUCCUGGAACACAUGCGUUACUUGUACGUUUGUACAGUUUGAUCUUGUUCCGGUUUCCUGCACAUGAGUGAGAGCUCGAGUGUGUUGUACGUGGCAGCAGUCUUGUAGCAUGACUUCAGCAGUUCUCGGGUAAAUGAGUGCAGAACAGACGGAGCGCACUUCACAGGACUGAUUAGAGACUAACACUGACUAACUGUGUCCUGUAGGGAAUGGAGCUGUGGCUGAAGAUGUGCUGACAGCGGGCUACUGUUAUAACAUCAUUACACUGCACUAAAAAUAGCUAGCUUGCUAAAACUCCCAGCAUUUCUGUGAAGUUGUUUGGCGAGCUUUCUGCUGCAGUGCUGGUACCGGAACUACACGGAAUGCCGAGAACCGCGAGCAGGGUUCUUUGAUUGGCAGCUGUGAGUGCCGCCCGUGGCCAGGAGGAUGAAGGUGCGCUGGUCCCGGAAGGUAGCUCUUCUGACGAAGGCUGGCUUCUUCCUCUCCAUUCUGUGGCUCUUCUACCUCCUCCUGUUCCGCUCUUCCAACACAGCUCCGGCCGAAGACGGCGGCAAACACAAUGUACAGGCUCGGGACAUCUUUACUCAAGGAGAAGAGGACGCAGAGAUCCUGAAGCGGCCCAUUUAUGUGAAGCCUCCACCUGACCUGAGGGCGCCUGGAGAGUGGGGCAGAGCCGCCCGAAUGAACCUUAACGACGAGGAGAAGAAGCAAGAGCAGGACAGCAUCGAGCGCUACGCCAUCAACAUCUACGUCAGCGACAAGAUAUCGCUCCAUCGCCAUAUUGAGGAUAACAGGAUGCACGAAUGUAGAAGCAAGACGUUUGACAUCCGUCACCUUCCAACCACAUCUGUGAUCAUCGCCUUCUAUAAUGAGGCCUGGUCCACCCUGCUAAGAACCAUUCAUAGUGUACUGGAGACCGCACCUGCUGUCCUGCUGAAAGAAGUCAUUCUCGUUGAUGACCUGAGUGACAGAGGCUAUCUGAAAUCCCAGCUGGAGGAGUACAUUAGCAACCUGGAGCGUGUGCGCCUCAUCCGCACUAGUAAGAGAGAGGGACUGGUCCGAGCUCGGCUUAUCGGUGCCACUUAUGCCACGGGAGAUGUACUCACCUUUCUGGACUGCCACUGUGAGUGUGUGCCCGGCUGGAUCGAGCCUCUGCUAGAAAGAAUUGCUGAGAAGAAGGACACUGUUGUAUGUCCAGUGAUUGACACCAUUGACUGGAACACAUUUGAGUUUUAUAUGCAGACUGAGGAGCCCAUGGUGGGUGGCUUCGACUGGCGGCUUACAUUCCAGUGGCACUCCGUGCCCGAGGUGGACCGCAAAAGACGGAAAUCCCGAACAGACCCCAUUAGAUCUCCCACCAUGGCCGGGGGCCUGUUUGCCGUAAGCAAGGCCUACUUUGAAUAUCUGGGCACUUAUGACACAGGCAUGGAGGUAUGGGGAGGAGAGAAUCUAGAGCUUUCCUUCAGGGUUUGGCAGUGUGGAGGCUCACUGGAGAUUCACCCCUGUUCCCAUGUGGGUCAUGUCUUUCCUAAGAAGGCACCGUAUGCCAGGCCGAAGUUUCUCCAGAACACGGUGCGAGCUGCUGAGGUCUGGAUGGACUCUUACAAGGAGCUUUUCUAUAACCGCAACCCUCCUGCUCGUAAGGAAACGUACGGGGACAUUUCAGACAGGAUUCUUUUACGAGAGCGGCUAAAGUGCAGGAACUUUGACUGGUAUCUAAAGAACAUCUACCCGGAUCUGCAUGUGCCUGAGGACAGACCUUACUGGCACGGAGCUGUGCGUAGUGGUGGGAUUCCGUCUGAGUGUCUGGACUACAACGCUCCAGACCACAAUCCCACAGGGGCUCACCUGUCUCUGUUCGGCUGCCAUGGACAAGGUGGGAAUCAGUAUUUCGAGUACACUUCGUAUAAAGAAAUCCGCUUUAACUCCGUAACUGAGCUAUGUGCGGAGUACAUAGCCGGCCAGAAACAAAUCAGAAUGAAACACUGUCCUCACGACGGAGAGCCAGUUCCUUCCACCCUCGUCUGGGAGUUCAGAGACGACGGAACGAUCUAUCACCCUCUGUCAGACAAGUGCAUGAGCGCGUACCGUACAGCAGAGGGCCGGACCGACGUGCACAUGCAAAAAUGCUCUGCUGAAGCCACGGACCAGCAAUGGAAGUUUGAAUGAUUGCGAUUUCCACAUUACAUCGAAUUCAAGAAGUGCAUUUCACACGAAGUCCGAGCACCAAUUCAGCAGCUUGUUCGAGGAGUCAGUAAUUCUGGUCCUGUUUUGCACUGUAACUCUGACUGGGUUGGAGUGGAAUUAAGAGGUACUAAAACUAACUAUGGAAAUACAAAGCGACUACUUCAGUUGCUCAGAAAGAAUUUGAAUUUGAAUUGUUGUUCACCGACAAAAAUGUGGAAGGCCUGUGGUUUGUUGACGACAGGCUGUGUCCUGUGCCUUUGAAAACCAAAGGUGAUGGAGUCUAUUUUUAUUGUAUUAUUUUUCCUCUGUUUUAUCCGGUUUCUUGAAAAGGAUGUACAGUAGCAAUACGGGGAAGGAAAUAGAGUAGUGUUGGAACACUAUUUGUGUUUACACGAUUGCACUAUGUAUUGAUACUUCAGCAGAACAGUGAGACGUGACUAGAUGGUCAAAGCUCAGCUUUUGUAUUUAUAAAAGUUUAUUUUUAGGUGAUACUUAUUUCACAGAGUGGUAAGAACCUGUUUAGCUUUCUGCAUUCUUUCUUCCUUCUCUAUUCAUGACAUUCUAGACAAGACUUUUAAAACAAACAAACAAAAAAAAAACCAUGUUGAUGUUUGUACCUAUUGUACCUGUUGAGAUCUUUCCGUUAUGUUGUCGGUUUGUUUUCUUGUAACCUCCACAAACAUGUUCUGCACCAACACACUGUGCCUUGUUGCUGUGAUCUCAACUGCGAAAUCACUCAAGCUGACUUAAUAGAUGACGUUUUUUCCCCCAGUUGAGUUUCAGUUGAGAAGCUGAUCGUGGAGGCCAAACUUUAAGAUGUCAAUAGACUUAUGAAGAAGAAUAUUCCUAAAUCAAACCACUGUGCCUUAGAUAGGAAGCUAGGAAGAAAAUGAUCGUAUGAUGAUGGUAAUAUAAAGAUCUCAUAAUGUGUUAAAAUGCAGUGAGAUCUUUGUUCAGUAGAAUUGAUGCACGAUUGUGUGAACAUGUCCACAGAAAACUGUGCCUGUGUCAUGCCAUCCUGGCCACUUUCUUUAUUCAAGUGUCUGUUUUCAUGUUUUGGGUGUAACGUAACUCAAUAGUCAGGCGUUUUCUUAAACGUUAGCCAAAGGAAAACAUUUAAACUGCUGUUAGUCAUUUUCUUUCUGAAGUCUUACAGAUGUCAAAAUAACACUGUAUAAUUUUAUGUUUGAAGUAAAAUAUUUUCACUUAGGAAUAGCAGGAGCGCAGUUACAGGACCAGUCUGAAAUUCCAUGGAUAUUACAAUACACCGUGGCCUUAAAAACUGUACAUCAUGGACUUUCUUUCGGCUAUUCUCAUUUGCGAAUAUUAAUCAGUCGUUUCUGGCGAUGAAUCCGGUUUAUGUUUCUAGAUGUUUAUGUAUAAACAUGGUAUAAAGGGACCUUUAUGUUAUGGUGUAAAUGAAUAUUUUAAAACUACUGAUUAAUCACAAAUUGUGGUGAUUGCCUUCUGUACCAUACAGUACAAUAAUGACAUUAUAUUUAUUGUACUGAAUCGGCCGUUUUAACCCGACGACCAGUACGAUUUGAAUGGAUCAAAUUUGUUAUUUUUGAACCAAUGAAAGUUGGUUGGAAUUUUGAACCGAUUUUAGGCAUCAUAAAAACAAGAACCAUGUCCAGUGUGUGGUCUCUUUCUGUACUCUGUUGCAGUGCCAUCUUGUGGUAAACAUUAAAUUAUUGCCAUGUGAUUCAAUAUGACAUGAUUUGAGCAUGAUUCUGGAUAAAUGACAUCUUCUGCGUGUUUUUAAAAGACACCACAUUCGGUGUGUAGUGUAGCAUAGUUUACUAGCCUCGGUCACUUUUACAAUAAGAGUACUAAACCAUCCGGCACUCAGAUCACUCUUUCAUCUGUUAUAAGUCAUCAGUUACUGAUUUUAAUUUGGAUAAACGUUUUGUUCCACACAUGAUGUUUGUUGUGUAUAUUGAUGAUAAAAAAUGACAACCUCAAGUUGAGUACAUUUUCAGCCAGCAAGACCGUUUGCACACACGUAAAGUUUGUCUACUGAAGUGAAAAUGCAUAUUCAGGUCACGUUUUAAAAGCCGUUCAUUCAUUUCUUAGGCCAAUACAAGAAAAAGGCAACACUGUGCAAUCCGUAAUACCGCAAAUGACAUCAAGCUGAAAGUGAGUGUGCCAACAUGUUUUGCAUGAUUGAUACAGUAUGUCUAAUACUCCUAUCAGUUCCAGUCAUCUUCUCCUGACAUUCAGCCUAGACCAAAUGGAUGACAACAACAUGAGAGGUUGUACCUUUCUGUCUGCAAAAGAAACCAGCACCCUGAUCAGGAAUAAUAGAAAAAUCUCACAACGGCGCGUUCACAGACUCACGGUGACUGUAAAAAAUAACUCCUGUUACCAGUGACGGCUGGCCGUCUAAUAUCACUCAGCAGCUUGACAACAGACUAUUAGGGCUGAGCAAUGCAUUAUAUUACAGGGUCUAAUUGAUGACUUAGUAAGAACAUUCUGGGGCAAAAUAUUAAAGCGGAUAGGUAGCUGCAUUCAGGACUUUUAGCAUUUUAUUUAUUUAUUUUAUUUUUUUUUAAAAAAAGACCUGUUUAAAUUCUGUAACGGUCUACUGGAGGUUUCCUCUGAAUACCAAACUAGAAAAUUAGAAAAGUUGUAACGUUAACUAAUCAGUUCUGUCAUCUGUCAUCGUUUGUGUCAUUUGUACUUGGACAGUGUGUACUUUAGUCUAUCUACUUCUCAUU
Ictalurus furcatus (blue catfish) is the source of this 5692-nucleotide messenger RNA. It is a transcript of the gene galnt4, whose product is annotated as POC1 centriolar protein homolog B (Chlamydomonas), like. The transcript is spliced from 11 exons. Lineage: Eukaryota; Metazoa; Chordata; Actinopteri; Siluriformes; Ictaluridae. The record is from RefSeq and is a predicted model, not a curated record. The coding region runs from base 1212 to 2954 and encodes 580 amino acids. Gene Ontology annotation, cellular component: Golgi apparatus.